Molecule: messenger RNA, 3745 nt
Organism: Xiphophorus maculatus (southern platyfish)
Lineage: Eukaryota; Metazoa; Chordata; Actinopteri; Cyprinodontiformes; Poeciliidae
Gene: gan
Product: gigaxonin
Exons: 14
Coding region: 249-2060 (603 amino acids)
Biological process (GO): cytoskeleton organization
Molecular function (GO): protein binding
Source: RefSeq, a predicted model, not a curated record
GAGUCAGUUUGCUCCAGGGAGGCAUUUCUGGAGUUUGUUUUCAGCUUGACGGGGUGCGCCUGCGAUUAGCUUCCGACAGGAAAUUUUGUCCUAAGUUCCUGAAUGCAGCAUGUAACACAUGCCUGUAACGUCGACUUCCAGCCUUUUGGAGCGAUUCGUGGUCUGAGUGCAGUCCGGGGCACUCCCUGUGCCCAAAAAUACAAAAACACAAAGAAAACUUCAGAAGGAGACCUGUCCCAAGUCCAGACAUGCCGAACUCCACAUCCGGUGAUCCCGGUUUGACGGUUUCGGAUCCGCAGCACUCCCAGAAGCUCUUGAGAGUUCUUCGGACCUUCUGGCAGGAGCAGAGCUUCCACGAUGCGCUCCUUGUGGUGGAUGGAAAGGAGCUCCCUGUGCAGAAAAACAUCCUGGCUGCAGCCAGCCCUUACAUCAGGACCAAACUGAACUACAAUCCUCCUAAAGAAGAUGGGUCAACCUACAGAAUUGAACUGCAGGGAGUCCCCAUGGCCAUCAUGAAACAGAUCCUGGACUACAUCUUCAGUGGGGAGAUCAGCCUGAGCGAGGAGACCGUCCAGGACAUGGUGCAGGCGUCCGACCUGCUGCUCAUGACCGACCUGAAGCUGCUCUGCUGCCAGUUCCUGGAGAGCUGCAUCACGGCGGAGAACUGCAUCGGCAUCCGCCUCUUCUCGCUGCAUUACUGCCUGCAGCACGUCCACUACGUCGCCACGGACUUCCUGCAGACGCAUUUCCGCGACGUGGCGCUCACCGAGGAGUUCAGGGAGCUUCCCCACAGCCGGCUGUGCGAGCUGCUGAACAUGGAGAAGCUCAACGUGGGCAACGAGAAGCACGUGCUGGAGGCCGCUGUGCGAUGGUUCGCCCAUGACCCGGACGACCGCAGGGUCCAUAUGAAGGAAGUGAUGUCGGCCGUGUGGAUGCAGGGCUUGGACCAGAGCUACCUGAGAGAACAGUCCAUGGCAGAGCCGCUGAUGAGGGAGGUGGUCAGGGAGUUCUGCCAGAAGGUUCUGACGGAGGAUCCGCCGCAGGGCGAGGCGAUGCUGACCGCCUUCAAACCCCGAGGUUACUCUGAAUGCAUCGUCCUUGUAGGAGGAGAAGAUCGAAGAACCAGGAAUCCGACCGCCAUGACGCGCUGCAUGUGCCCGCUGUACGACGCCAACAGGCAGAAGUGGAUUGAGCUGCAGCCGAUGAGCGUGGCCCGUCUGGGCCACGGCGUGGUCGCCGCCGAGGGCUUCCUGUUUGUGAUGGGGGGAACAGAUGAAAACGGCACGAUCCUGGACACUGGAGAGAAAUACGACCCGGAUUCCAACUCCUGGAGCCCCAUCCCCCCGAUGCUGCAGCCUCGUCAGAACUUCGGCGUGGUGGAGGUGGACGGGCUGAUCUACGUGCUGGGAGGAGAAACCGAAGACCUGGCGCUGACCGCGGUGGAGGUUUUCGACCCGCAUUUCAGCACCUGGAAGAUGCAGACGAGCAUGACGAUGAUGCGGAAGGUGGGAUGCUAUGCCUCGAUGAAUAAGAAGAUCUACGCCAUUGGCGGCGGCUCCUACGGGAAACUCUUUGACUCUGUGGAAAGCUUUGACCCAAAAACCCAGCAGUGGACGGGCCUGUGUCCUCUGAAGGAGAGACGGUUCGGUUCGGUGGCCUGCGGCGUCGGUCAGGAGCUCUACGUGUUCGGAGGAGUCAGAAGCCAAGAGAGCGAAAAUCCUGAACAAAGACAGAUGAUGACCUGCAAGUCCGAGUUCUACCACGACGAGAUGAGAAGGUGGAUGUUCCUUGACGACCAGAACCUGUGCAUCCCGGCCAGCUCCUCCUUCGUCUACGGGGCGGUUCCGAUCGGGGCCAGCAUCUACGUGGUGGGAGACCUGGACACGGGGACGAGCUUCGACUACAUCCGGGAGUUUCGGCGCAGCACCGGGACGUGGUUCCGCACCAAGCCCAUGUUACCCAGCGACCUCUCCAAAACGGCCUGCGCCGCCCUACGCAUCGCCAACUGUCGCCUGUUCCGCCUACAGCUGACCCAGGGCAUGUUCCCCAUCAGGUUGUGAUUCCUGGCACCCCACGGCUCACUGCUGCCCCCUAGGCCCUGAUCAGGGUUACGGCGUCACAGAAAACUAUGCGUUGGGGAUCGUGGAUCUUUACCAUUUGACUUGACGAGACUAAAACUCAUCAAAACAAGUUUUUCAUGGUGAAGGUUUUCCCUUUUUUUUUUUUUUUUUUUUUUAGGAUUUUUAAAUAUUUUCUAUUUAACUUGGGACUUUAUCUUUCUGUUCUUUUACAGAUCAUUCCUCAUUGUUUUAUAUUUACUGAUGGGUCGGGGAGAGAUUGAACACUAAUAUCUAAAAAAUUAUGAUGCUCACUUGAUUUAGAGGAGAUUUUUAAGGAACUUUCACCUGCAGCAGAGGUAAUCUUUUAGUAUUUAAGUGAUAUUCCGAAAAUGAUCCACAUAUUAGAUGGUAAACAUUUUAAACUAAAUGUUAACAUUUAUUUAAUUUGUUCUAGCUGAGGCUUGUUAAACUGGGAUGGAGAUUUAUAGGUUGUGGUGCUUUUAUUUUUAUGCAAAAUCUUUUAAAGUGACGCUUUUAAUGCAGCUUCACUCCAAAAAUCCAGAGAAUCAGAAAGUCACUGGUUGCUAUGGCGAUUUCCCAGAGAGCAAUGGAGGCCAAAUUUAACCCUCAAACAAAAGGCCACUGUAUAAAAACUAUGUGGUGUCAAAAUCAAUCAUGGUCCAUGAAUGUCAGAACCUUCUGGUGGAUAAACUUGUACAUUUUUAUACAUCUACAAGGUUUUAAAAAGAAGACAUGGAAAAUUAAAAAAGAGCAUAAAGACUAUGGUUUUAUGUGGCUCAAUGCGAGUGCUGUGUGUUCUGGAGGAAUUUGACAGAAAAUUGUAAUUCCUACAACAGUGAGAGACACACAGGAUGAAAGUAGAAAGAAAUAUCUAUGUUUCAAUUCAUAAACUGUAAAUGUGGAGACAAAGCUGUAGAUGUAAAAGCGGUUUGAAUAAAAAAAACUUCUGAGUAUUUUCCAGGGUAGGAAUUCAGCCAAGCCUGAUUUUAAAUAACGUAUCAUUUUAUUUAUUGAAUAUGAAGCUUUUUUGAUUUCAAAUCUAUAUUCUUUCUUACUUGAGUUGCUGAUUUAGGACAGUUUUAUGAUUUGAACCCAGCUUUAUUCUGUCAGGAUUACAUCAUUUUCUGGAGAGAAAAGGUACCUGCCUCAAAGAUAUCUGGAGAUGUGAGGCACAUUUGAAAGAUAUUGAUGGAUUCCCCAAAUGUCUUGAUAAUAAAUUUGUUUACCAGGAAGCCGAUGUUUAUUCAAAGCUUUUAAAUGUAGAUAUUUUUUUUAUUUGUGAAAGUGUUGGUGCUUCCUGCUGAUAAAAUGACGCUGUGUUUCCAGAUGAUACAUCCGGACAAUUAUGUGUACACCUGAUUAUUGUGCAAACACACCAUUUGUAGCGUCGUCACUGUUGAUCAUUCAUAGUCGCUGAGUCGUGAACAUGUUUGAUCAAUUUAACCUGCUGGAUUUUCUGGAGGCUCCCAGAACUUGUUCCUCCAGAGGAAAUCAGUUCCCUGAGGCGGAGAGCCUCGCAGACGUCUGCUUUAUGAGAAUGAAUCGGAGCAGAUCGACAUUGUUCCACAGUGCCAGAUGUUUCGAAUAUUUGACUGAGAAGGAAAUCUUGUUUUUAAUCUUUUGAACAACAUUCAGUCAAGGAAAAAUAAAGUUCAAUUAAAGAA